CUGUCUCGUUCCGUUCGACUGUCGCUCCUCGGAUCUCACUACCCCAUUCCCGAUAGUAAAAUUCGCCGCUAAGUUCCUCACCCCGAUACCGAGAGUCUAUCCCCCCAACUCCAAAACACUCGCAGACACGAGUCUCAACAAGGAUAUCAGCCCCUGGACGUUGAUAACUCCGUGAAAAAGAAAGAAAGAAAAAAAAAACAAUAGUUCAAUCUCCAUAAAUCAGUUAUAACAAAAUUUUUAUUUAUCACAGAGACUCGACUCGAGUCCAACAUCGAAUCCCAGGAGAAUUUCACCUUGAUGGACCUCUCGACGAUAGCCAACUCCAAGGUAUCUUGGGGUGCGUGAAAAUGGCGAGGAGAAAGAAGAGCGAUGGUAAUGGGACUGUUAAGCCAAUUAAUCCAGUGGCUGUUCGUAAAUCGAGUCGUCAGAUAGCUAGGAAACAGUCAAUUGAUGGUAAAAAAAUUAAUGGUGAUGUGAUACUUGGUGAUGUUGAUAGAACACAUGAGGAGACCCAAAAACCACCUGAAGUUGUCAUCAAACGUAAGAGGGGUAGACCUCCGAAAGAGGUGAAAAAUGCCAGUCAACAGGGAAAAAUUGGUGGUAAAAAAUCAACGAGUCUCAGUCAAUCAGAAGUUAACAGUGUUGAUGAUGAUGAUAUCAGUCAAGAGGAGACACAAAAAAUGAGUGAGGAUAUUGUGAAAAUCAGUGAUAAUGAUGAUAAAAAUUGUGGAGACAUUAGUGAGGUAUUACCACCUGGGGAUAAUGAAACACCACCACCCAAAGAUUAUUCAGUUCCUGAUAAAAAUCACUCCAAUGAUCUCGAGAUCGAGGAGUCAGAGCCCCUUGAAAUGAUGCUGGAUAAUUCUCAGGAUGUCUCGGAAUUGGAGACAUGGACGAGGGAGGAUAUCAUCGAGGAGACAAUAAUUUGUGAGGAGAUGGAGGUGGAGACUGAGGAAGUUGAGGGAUCUGAUUACGUUGAGCAGGAUUCAAAUGUUGUUCUUGAACAGGUACUUCUGGUUGAUGAGCCAAAUUUUGUGAGUGAAGAUGUGGUUUAUGUUAUUCAUAAUGAUGAUGUCACUGAAUCAGUGGUGAUGGAGACACCUGAUGAAGUACCUGGGGAUGAUAGUUAUCAGGAUUCACGUGAAUAUCAGGUUAUAGAGCAGGGAGUUGAGUGUUUGAGUGUUGAUGAUCCUGUAACGAGUAAUAAUUGUGACAAUAUCGUUGAGAGUAAAGUGAUUAACGAAAUCAGUGAGGAGUCUCAGCCCUCUGGUGUGCCUGACCCUGAGAAAGAUGAUCUGGUGAAGGAUGAAAAGGUGGAGGAAAUGAUAGUGGAUAAAGUCGUGAUGGAGGAAUCACCUGAAGUGUCUCAAGAGCCUAGUCCUGGUGACAAUCCUGCCUCCAAUGGUUUAUCCCCUCAACAUCCUCCAGAUGUUUUUCCAGAAAUUCAACCAGUUGUUCCUCCAGAGCCCCAAAAAAUUGACAGAAGGAGAAAGCCAAGAGCUGCAAAGACGAAAUCGAAAAGAAUGGAAAAUUCAGACUUUGCAAAUGAUGAUUCCCAAUCGAUACCUCCAAAAGAGGAAAUUUAUCGUCCAAUGGAGGCCCUUGAGGACUCCAGCAGCUCGAAUCUCGAUUCAACAUCGACAAAUCCAAGUAUCACCUCCUCAGAGCCCUCGAAGUCUCCCCAGACCGAUGAAAUUCACGAUCGAUUGCCAGAAAAUCGUCUCCUGAUCGAAUCCCUGAUGGCAGUACCAACCGAGGACUCUGACAACAGUAAUCAGCCGUCGAGCUCAGAGAGUGCCAAAGCCACGGAGAUGACGGAUAUCCCAGAGACACCCCAGAGCACAGAGGAGCUCUCACGAGAGAGUGAACCUGAAUUAAAAGCCUUUGAGGAUCAAAAAUUUUCAUCGAGCAGUGAAAACAGCAACGAUACUGUCACCUCAAAGCCCCAGGAGGAUAAAUCCAUGAUUGAAGAUCAUGAUAAAAAACAAUUUAGAUCGAGAAGUGGCAGUACAGAUACAACUGGAUCGGAAUCGGGCUCCAAUAGCUCUGGUGUUCGUCGUAGCAGUAGAAUACGCUCACAGGGACUUAUGAAACAACGACCAAAAGGUAGGGGACUAGUCACAAAACCCAUUGCAGAUGUCACCAAAGCACUUCAGCUGGAGCGAGAUAAAAUUCAAACACCACCAGCCCGAGACACACCAGAUUCACAAUCUGAAACACAAUCGGACAAAGAGAACAGUAAUAAAUCAAUUCCAUCCGAUUUGAAUGCACCUAAUGUACUGGUACCAGGGUACGACUCAGACUCAACAAAACCAGUUAAAGUUAAAUCGAGAUGGAGAAGAUCUAGUGAAUUAGAAAUGGGUGGUAAUACAUCGAGAUUGGGAUUCAACUCUCAAUCAAUUCUCAACUCAUCGACAUCAUCAUCAAAUCCUGAAACACUUGUUCCAGUUCCUGAGAACUCAGUAAUCACUUCAUCAAUUGUCAAUGAAUGUGAAAACCUGAAGGAGAUGAUUUCAUCAUCUCCAGUGCCUAAAGAGACAGACAGAGAGAUGGAGGAGCGUCUCAGUCAAUUUGAGAUAAUAAAAGAGAAUCUCUACCUCACAGAGCGUUACACAAAUAAAGAAACCAAAAGAAUGACUUGUGAUUGUUUUCUCACUGAGGAGGAAUUGGAGAGAGGUGAGAUGGGAUGCGGUGAGGAUUGUCUCAAUCGUUUAUUGAUGAUUGAGUGUGGAUCACGAUGCAAUAUCAAUGACAGAUGUACCAACAAACGAUUUCAGAACUGUGAGUAUGCAAAGUGCGAGGUAUUUAGAACUGAGAAGAAAGGUUUUGGACUUCGAGCUGUACAGGAUCUGGUGCCUGGUGAAUUUAUUAUGGAGUACGUUGGUGAGGUGCUUGAUCCAAAGGACUUCAGGAGACGAGCCAAGGAGUAUUCCAAAGACAAGAAUAAACAUUAUUACUUCAUGGCACUCAAGUCUGAUCAGAUUAUCGAUGCAACGAUAAAGGGUAAUAUAUCGAGAUUUAUAAAUCACAGCUGUGAGCCCAAUGCUGAGACCCAGAAGUGGACAGUUAAUGGUGAAUUGAGAAUAGGUUUUUUUAAUCGGAGAUUUGUGGCUGCUGGUGAGGAGAUCACAUUUGAUUAUCAUUUUCAAAGGUAUGGAAAGGAGGCGCAGAAGUGCUACUGUGAGGCGCCAACUUGUCGGGGAUGGAUUGGUGAUACACCUGAUGAGGAGCAGGAGAAGACUGAGAAGAAGGAGAAACGUGAGCGGGAGGAUAAGAAGAAGAAGAGAGAAGUGAAGAAAUCGUACAUGGAGGAUGAGGAUCUUGAGGAGGAGAUUGAUAAAUUGUGCAGCUGUGGAUUGAAGAAUCGAACUCAUACUUUGACACUCAGCAGAUUGAUGGUGAGAUCGAGGGAAAUGGAGGACAGGAGUCGAUUACUCAAGGUUCUUCAGUCUGGUGUUGAGGCGUGCAGGAGAUUAUUUCUUGAUUAUCAUGGAUUGAGACUUAUGUGGAGUUAUAUGAUGGAUGUCGCUGGAAUAAAUGGUGAAGAGGCCCAGUUGUUCAGGCUGGAGCUUGUCAAGACUUUGCAUACACUGCCAAUACCUAAUAAAACAAUGCUGAUUGAUAGUAAAGUACUUGGAGUUGUGGAGAAGUGGUCGGAGGAAAUAAUUGAUGCAUCACCCAAAUCUGAAUCACCGAGUGAUGAUAGCAGUAGAAUUGGUAAAACAAAAAUUGAUGAGGAGCUCGAUAGCAAUUGUGAUAGCAGUGAUAAAUGUGAGAGCAAGGGAAAUGAUAAAGGAGGUGAUAAAGAAUCACCAAUUGAUAAGGAACAGGUUGUGGAGUGUCAGGAGUCACUCGGUGAGACUGACAAUGCAAAAUUAAUAAUUGAUCUUGCUAUUGAGCUGUUGAACAAGUGGUCGUCGUUGAAGGAAGUCUUCAGGAUACCAAAGAAGGAGAGAAUUGAACAGAUGAAGGAGCACGAGAGAGAGGCGGAUAUCGGGUAUAAAGAGGAUUCUGAGAAAGAGGGUAGGAGGGGAUCAUCGGGAUAUGAGAGACGAUCGUCAGGGUAUGAGAGACGACAGAGAAGUGAUCGGAGAAGGGGCAGGGAGAGUCCUGAGCCAGAGUCACACAGGAGUAAGGAUAAAGAGAGAUCUAAUUUGAUUGCUGUCCCUAGGCUGACCAAGUACGAGAGACGACAGCUAUUUGCUAUGAAGGUCGCUAAGGAGGAGGAGGAGAGAAUCAGGAGGCAGCAGCAGGAGGCAUUUCAGCAUCAUGAGUCCAAGUGUGUGGCACUUGGUUUAGAUCCAAUUGCUACACCUAUUAUUGAUCCUAAUACUGGAUAUCCAUUAUUUUUUAAUCCGAAUUUGGGACAGUGGCAGGGAUAUCCAGUUCACGAGGGUCAAGAUAUCACUGGACACAAUCAGCUGCACAUGAGGCACAAUCAAAUUCACAUGGGACAGAGUCCUGGUGGUAUUGGACAGGGAAUUAAUCAGAGUAUUCAUGGUAAUGUACCUGGAAUGCAACCAGAUAUAUCCCCAGGUAUUCCUCCACCAGUUUAUGGGCCUGGAAUACCAUCUGGAUUUCCACCACCUGGUGUUGCCUAUCCGGGAAUGCCUCAGGCUCAGGGACAAUUUGAGGGGCACAUCAUUCAGAAUAAUCUCAUACCUGUGCAUAAUGGUACACCAACAGUUUCAGGAAAUGUAUCUGGUGUUUAUAUUGAUAAUAAAGGUACUGAUUGUGGAUCUGGAGGUAUUGUCACUGCCACACCAAUGGAGACUAUUGAGGAGGACGUGGAGACUGUUCAAACGGAAAUUCCCCCCCUUGAUUUACCACCUAGAUGGAAAUGUGCGAAGGACGUGAGGGGAAGGUAUUAUUAUUAUCACGUGAAGGAGAGAAUUUCUCAGUGGUUGCCACCACCACCGACGCACAUUGGGGUGCAACCGGACACUUCAUCGAGUGAGGAGAGCAGUGAGGAGAGCAGCACCAGUGAGGAUGACGACGAGGAGGAUGAGGACGAGCCUUGGGAGGAGGGUGAGACACCACCUGUUGAGAAAAUUAAAUCGAGGGAUCCAAGAAUUGCUGGAGCUGGUCCUGAGGCAAAAAAACGGAGGGAUGGACUGGUCCAGGAGAGAAUUAUUAGUCCUAGGAGAGAGGAAGAUCGUGUGGAUCAUAAAAAGUAUAAGGAUAUCAAGGACAAACUUAGGCGUCAGAAGGAGAGGGGAAAGAUGAAGGAGCACAUUGACAAAAUGAGAAAACAUCGGAGGGCUAAUAAAGCAAAGUCCCAGGCUAGGCAUACUGCUAUUAAACUGCAGGCUAUUGCUCAGUCCAACGAACUCACUGCUGAGAGAAAAAUAAAAGACAGUUUUCGGGUCAAUAUGGCAACGGUUAUCGUUAAAUUCUUGAAUCCUUACAGACAGGGUGACUGCAAGCAGGGGAGAAUUACGAAUACCGAGGAUUUCAAGUACCUGGCGAGAAAGUUGACUCAUUUCGUAAUGGCUAAAGAGCUCAAGCACUGCAAGAGCGUCGACGAGUUGCAGUGCAAUGAAAAUGUGAAACAUAAAGCUAAAGACUUUGUACGUAAAUACAUGAACAAGUUUGGCCCAGUUUACCAACGAUCCUCAGACGAUGAUUAACACAAUGUACAUUAGUGAAAUGAUAAUGAAUGGUAAUUGCCAUGGGAGAAUAUUUGAAUGAAUGGUGAAGAAUGUAAAGUUCAUUUAUAGAGUUUGUAUGUAGAUAAAUCAACGUUCGACUUUUAGGGAUAAACAUUGAGGUAGGUGAUAUUUUUCCAAACGUGAUAAUCUCACCAAUUGCAAAAAUUUUUAAUUAUUUUUAAGAUAAAUGUUUUUCUCCCCUUUUCUAUGUUCUACGUUUUAUUUUAUUAUUAUUAUUAUUAUUAUUUUCUCUCAUUUUGUACAAAUUGCAGAUUUACCUGAGAUAAAAGAAGAAGAAAAAAACAAGAUGCAUUGUAAUUUUUUUAUUACGAAAUAUUGUAUUGUUCUUCGCAUUAUUUUUUCAAUGAUAAAGGAUGUUUGCUCACGAAUCUACCACUGGAUAUUCGGUGAUCAUGAUUAUUCGAUACCAACCGAUGUGAGACGAUCCAUCUAGAUAAUAUUCGAGUUUAAUAUCGUUGUUAAUGAUUAAGACUUGAAAUUUAUUGUGCUAUUUGCAGAUAAUGUAAAUACAGUAUAAUAUAGCCAAGUUUACACAAACUAUUGUUGAAUGACGAUAAAUUAUUGCCUCGUUAUUCAUUUAUUAUUAUUAUUUUUAAUUUCAGGUUUUAUUCAGUUGCGUUCAAUGAAUGGCUGACGUUAAACGUCGGAAAUCAGACGAUUAAAAAGAAAUAUUUAAAAACAGGUAUCAAUGAGAAUAAGACAAAUUUAAUCGAUUCACACACGGGUUUUAUUGCAUUCCAUGUUUUUAUUAAUUUUUUUUCCCCCAUCAGACAAUUGAAAACUUCACCUCCACUCAUACCUCAUCCCAAUGUCUCGUUACACAUUCCCCUUAAUUAUAAUAAUUAUUAUCGUACUUUAUUUACAGAAGAGUUAACAUAAUAUGUUUAAUUAAACGUUAAUUGCCAUAAUAUUUAUAAUAAAUUAUGAUUACACUGCGAAAUUUUUUUAUUUUUUUUUCCAUCUCGACUAUCGAACUAAUUGAUCUACUUGCACUGCUAAAAUCGACUACAUGAUUUCAUCCAUUAUUUUUAUUAUUUUUAUUAUUUGUUGCUGUUAUUUAUUUUUUUAUAUCCCUCAUUUUUCAGUGUUUUAUCGGCUACUAGCUCUAGUUGCAACUAUUACACAUUGGCUAAGUGUCUAUCUACUUCAUUCGCAGGUUUUUAUUUUUCAUUAAUUCUUAUUCAUCUCAGGAAAAAAUUUUUUUUUCUCUCCUCUGAGCACUUUUAUCAUUCAUUCCCAUGCCCUUUUAUUCGUCAUACGAAUAUUCUCUCUCACACGCACGAAAAGAUGAGACUGACGUCUCGUAUUUGCCCUCUCAUUUCUCUCUCUCUCUCUCUCUCAUUUUUUUUUUGUAUUUUCUUUUUUUGGAAAACGUAGAAAAAAACGAACACGAGUCAGCGCCAGCGACUCGCUAGUUAUCGUCCCUCUCUUUUUGGCUUUUUUUUUUAAUGCCCCGUUGAGAACAAUGAAGAAAAAAGCUGUACAAUACGCAGCCCAUUACCUCUGAGAUUAAGAGGCACUGAAGUCUCAGAUUUUUUUUUUACCCUUUUCUCGUAUUUUUUUGGUUUUUCAUUUUUUUUUUCAUUUUUUUGUUUUUCGUUAAUCAAACAGUUGUUUCACUCGCUUGACGCUCAACUUUCGAGGGUACGUAAAAAAAUUGACGAUUCUAGGCUAGUUCUAGGACUAAUAAGCAAAUUGGGGUGUUCUGGUAAUUUUUUUAUUAUUGUUUAUUAAUUUGUCGUUUGGUAACAGGUGUUCGGUCGGUUGUCAACUCGAAAUGGAAAUGGAUUUCAAGAGAGGUGGGUUCCAUUGUCUUGAAUGUUUUUUUCACUUUUUUUUUUUGUUUUGAAAAGUCAAAUUUUCUGAUUGAAUAUUUUUUGAUUAUGCAAAAUGGCAAGACGAGUUGACACUUCCAUGAGAAUUUUGAAGAUAUCUCAAAAAUUAAGGGAGUUACCGGAAUUUUUGUGGUAACACUUUCUGAAGAUGUUCGUGAGCUCUACAAAAAAGGUCUCAAUAAAAAUUUCACUAUCUCCUUUAAUUCCGGAGAUAUUUUCGAAAAACUGACAUUUGCAGUUCAUUUUUUUGACAGUUUGCCGCGGUUUUUUAUCGUUGGAGAUGAUGGACCGCGGAAAUUUGAUUUUUAUCUUAUACCCUGUCCGUUGAAUGGAUAUAGGGAGCACACGAAUGUGAAACGUCACUUGGACGAAAAAAAAAGAAAAAAGACAAGUUGAGAAAAAAAAAAGAAAAAUGAUAAAAUUCCCAAAUACUUUAACUCACUCGAAGCUCAUAAAAUUCUCAAAAUCUCUCUGACAAAUAUCACUCUCUCCCUCACACAUACACAAUCAAUUACAAUCACACAAACACACAUAUUCAAACCUCGUGUGCAAUGCAAUUACUUUAAUAAUUAUUUCAUUUAAUAUUUAUAUACUCAAUUAGCCAUAUUAUUACUUUAUUAUAAUUAGUAUUACAAAAGCUUGAUUAUUUGGAUCGGACUGUAGCAAUAUAUUCACAUAACUAUUCAUUUCAGUGGAAAAUAAAAAUUCAACGGUUUUACAAAUUACAAUUCGCACGAAUAAAUUCUCCUCGACGUGUCAUCUUAAUUAUCAAUUCAAAUUUUAAAUACUUCGACACCGUCUUCAAUUUUCAUCUCUCUCUCUCUCUCUUUCUCUCUCUUUUUUUUCACUCAUAGCUACAUUUUUCAAUCUAUAACAAAUAGAAUUUAUUCAUCAAGAAUUCAUGACUGACUAAAAUGUACAAUGGGCCACUGUUCUGCCCCAAAAAACUUAGAUCAAUUUAAUUUAAAAAAAUUCACAACGAUAAUUUUAUUAAUUCUCCACUUUUAUCCAAAUCGAUUUGUUCUCUCUGCACUGUACACUCAGGGGGGUAGGGGGAGGGGGAGGGGGGGGGCAGUCACAAUAAAUUAUUUGUGGAAAGGAAAUAGAUAAUUAUCAAACCGUUUUGUCGAGCAACACAUGAGUUGAGGGAUGGUGACGAAAUUAAUUUUUUUUUAUUUUGUUUCUAAUAAAUCAAACGAAUUAAUUAAUUGUAUUUUUGACUUCAGUCGACUGCCAUUACAUCGAGAGCCCUAGAGUUCUAAUUAUUAUUAUUUUUUUUUUGUUGAAGCAUGAUUGUCCGAAAUAUUCGAGCAACAAUAAAUCCAGUGACAAUAAAUUGGUGACAAAUGGACUAUUCCCAGAGCUCUAUAAAAAUCCAGAUGAGUAUGGAUAAAAAAAAAUGGAGAGAAGAAAAAAAUGUGAAGGAUGUGCUCGUGUUUGCCAGGCAUAAGGAAAAACCACCGGCCAUGCAAUUGAUAUGAAAAACAAAUUAUUACAAAAAGGUAAUCGAACUCCAGAUAAAUAUUGUAAAAGAGAUAUUUCGUUUUUUGUUGCUCGACGUCUCGAUUUCUCUCUAGAUUAUAUGAAAAAAAAACAAAAAAAAAA
Molecule: messenger RNA, 9112 nt
Organism: Fopius arisanus
Lineage: Eukaryota; Metazoa; Arthropoda; Insecta; Hymenoptera; Braconidae
Gene: Set2
Product: SET domain containing 2
Exons: 4
Coding region: 348-5630 (1760 amino acids)
Biological process (GO): regulation of DNA-templated transcription
Cellular component (GO): nucleus; chromosome
Molecular function (GO): histone H3K36 methyltransferase activity; protein binding
Source: RefSeq, a predicted model, not a curated record